GGCCGAGCCGAGGCGCCCGCAGCGGGUGGGACCCGGGCGAGCGCGGCUGACCUGGGGCGCGCGAUUACCGCGCAGUUCGCACUCACCGGUCCGGGGCGGGAGGGGUGUCCAGCCGCUGUCCCGAUGGGGCUGUGCUUCCCCUGUCCCGGGGAGUCCGCGCCUCCCUCGCCGAACCUGGAAGAAAAAAGAGCAAAGCUUGCAGAAGCUGCAGAGAGAAGACAGAAGGAGGCUGCAUCUCGGGGCAUUUUGAAUGUUCAGUCUGUGGAAGAAAAGAGAAAGAGAAAAGAAAAAAUAGAAAAGCAAAUAGCUACAUCUGGGCCCCCACCAGAAGGUGGACUUAGAUGGACAGUUUCAUAAAGGACAAUAUGAGUUGAGAGUCUACUGCCAAUAACUAGUAUCUGCAAUCAAGUGGACAUCCUCAAUUUAACUUCUUCUCUUUGAAUAAAUGAAGAUUAAGACUUUGUAAUUUCAGUGCCCUUAAAUGCAGUGCUUUUUCAGUAUUGAAAUAUUGAAAGUGCUUUUGAUUUUCAGACUUAGAAAAUGGCCAUAACUUUCAUUGAAUACUUAUUUUCCUACAUUUGCUUUUUUGCUGAUAGUGGGUAAUAUGCUAUUUUUAGUAGUGAAAUCUAAAUAGUGAAUAUGUAUACAUCACAUGUAAAGAUUCUGCAUAACUCAAAUAUUAAAAUUUGCGGUUUUAUUUUUCCUCCUUUAUAGAAUGGUCUACCUAUUUAUAGUUGUGCUGCUUAGCCAUAUAUUUCCUUUGUUUCAUUAUAUAUGAAGACCUUUGCUUAAACUUAUGGACUUAGUGCCUUUAAACUGAUCAUCAGGGAAAACCUUGAAAAAUCAUUCGAAGGGAUUAUAUGAAGGAACACUAAAUUUUUAUAACUCAUUAAGUAAUGAAUAUUUGUAGAAAAUAUUGAAUUUCUCCUAAUUUAUUUUUUACUUGUAUAGCUUAUUGCAACAUACUAUUUUACAUUACAAUGAUUUUUUUUGCUUGCUAAAUUUAAAAUUAUAUCAAUCAGUGAUACCAUCAGAGGGCAGUGAUGUACUGUUGUACAGGAUCAGGUUCAGCUCUCUGAAGAUCUUUGUAGCAACUGAAUGAGUUAAACUGAAAAUCAGGGUGGGCUACACCGAGGGGUAGUGUACUUGUCCAAGUUUCAUAGAUUUUUUAUUCUUUUGUAUUUAUUUAAAAAUGGUCGUAAGAUUUAUACAGAUGUGAAAUUGCCAAAGCAAAUAUGAAUGCAUGAAACAUGUACUAUAUUUUAAAAGGACUAUUUUAAACAUUAAAAUAUUAUGAGAUUAUUCUAUGUUAUGCAUAGUCAUGAGCUUUGUAGAUUUUUAUUAGUAACAUGAGUUUUACAGCAUUUUGUUUUUUGCAUUUUUUUCUUUCUAAUGUAUACUAAGCUAAAAUAGAAAAAUUGCUAUAUCUUUUGAUUAGCUAUUGUGGUUGCUCUUUUGGAUGGCAAGGCUAUAAUCUGAGCCCUAAGUUAGAAUUUGCAGAUACUAAUAGAGACGAAAUUAAAUAGACCAGCUUAUUUGAUUUUUAGAAAGGAAACUGAGCCACUGUGUCACUCACCCCUACCAUAAGACUUGUGUUAUAUUGCAGUGUAUUGUAUACGUUAAUUUUAAAGAGUUUGAACUAUAAUAUAGGUCUUUUGACUCAUCAUUGAAAAAAUAACCCUUUCUAUUAUGGCAUGAAAUAUUUCAUGAUAUCCAUGCAAGACAUAUAGUUAGGCUCAGUUUUCUUCAUCCUUUAGAGAAUUAGUGGUAUUUUUGUUCAUAAAGGAUAGUGAAACUAUUGAAUUGCAUUUUAGAAAUAAAAUUUUGACUUUUAUGAACAUGAUUAAUUUUUCCAAGGUAGAAAGGUAAAAGAAUCAUUAACAGCUGAAAGGAUAUAGAACCAGACGUAUCCUUAAACUGUGCAAAUCCUUCCUUCUGUUUUAACAUAGAAACAACAGUUUUCUCUCUACUGCAUCCUAAAGUAUGACAACUUGGGUUAGUGUAAACAAAAGAUUUAUAUCUAGGGGAUAAUUCCUUAUUUCUAAUAGCAGUUUAUACGCAAAUACCAUGCUUACGUACUGUUGAAGCAUGAAUGGUAGGCUGGCCUGUCGCUUUCUGGAACAGUGGGAGGUCCUGCUCCAGCCACUCAUGACCCGCCUUCCUGCAUGGGUGUGAUCAGCUUCCCCAAACCUCCUGGGUCACGUGGACUAAGAGGUGCUACUCAAAUGUUAGGAGCAGUGUUAGGAAGGGAAGGGGGAGACUAAAUUCCUGACAGGAAACUGGCAAAUUAUUACUAAAAAAAGGAAAAUUUGUACACUCCUAUAGAUACAUCCAGGCAUCUCCCUCAUAAAGUUAUGAGUGGAAACCUUAAUUUGGAGCCAAUUUGCCAUAAUUCAUAACUUAAAUAGGAAAACGUAAUGCUUAAUAUGGCACCCAAACCUCAUGCCCAAAUUACUAAAAUAUUAAACAGUAAAAUGCAUGUAGGUAACUAUUGUGUUAAGACGAAAAAUACCUAAAUCACUGCUUUAUUAUUCUAGUCACCCAACACUUAACAUAGCUGGUGACAAAAAGUUACGUAUUAUUCAAUGGCCUCUCUGUUGACACUGCAUGUUUUAUUAAGCAUCUAUAUGUGACACUUCUGCCACUUGUGUUUAGAAUGUAAUUAAUAGUUUUCCCGCACAUGGUUUUGUUAGAAAUUCUGUACUGUCAUAUACGGAU
Molecule: messenger RNA, 2718 nt
Organism: Pteronotus mesoamericanus
Lineage: Eukaryota; Metazoa; Chordata; Mammalia; Chiroptera; Mormoopidae
Gene: SVIP
Product: small VCP interacting protein
Exons: 4
Coding region: 124-357 (77 amino acids)
Biological process (GO): negative regulation of retrograde protein transport, ER to cytosol; negative regulation of VCP-NPL4-UFD1 AAA ATPase complex assembly; positive regulation of autophagy
Cellular component (GO): endoplasmic reticulum membrane
Source: RefSeq, a predicted model, not a curated record